CCCCAAAAUAAAUCAGACACAAAAGUGGCUAAGCUCAAACAAACCAUGCACUCAGUCAACUUCCAUUUUACAAAACAACGUUUAGAUCUGAUCACCCCCGGGAGUUGUUAGCAAAGGUGUGGGGGCUUGGGAAUUGGUGAUGCUGGGGAAGGCAUCAUGCGGCGGCUUCAUUUACUGCAUUGAAAGAGAACAGAUGACUCCAUUUAUUACCUUCUCAACUACCAACUUCUCCCUCUCUAUUAAACCCUUCACCUUCACCUUAGACUAUAUGAACGCUCAAGCAAGCUGAUCAGUGAUCCCAUUAAGUAGAAUUCUGAUGGGAAAUCUUAAGUACUGCUACAGUGUGGCUGUUGCUAUGGGGAUGUUGUUUAUUGGCGUAAGUGUUGGGCAAUUUGAAGGUGGUGGAAACGACCCAUUCGCACAAGGGGGGAGAAGGACGGAGAUGGUACCGGCCAUGUUCAUAUUCGGAGACUCUCUCAUUGACAACGGAAACAACAACAAUCUUCCCUCUUUCGCCAAGGCCAACUAUUUCCCCUACGGCAUUGACUUCAAUGGCGGUCCAACUGGGCGCUUCUCCAAUGGCUACACAAUGGUGGAUGAAAUCGCGAUGCUGCUUGGACUACCAUUGGUCCCUGCCUUCUCUGAAGCUUCCGGAGCCCAAUCUCUCCGCGGAGUUAACUACGCAUCCGCUGCUGCAGGCAUUCUUGACGCUACGGGAAGGAACUUUGUGAGUCGCAUACCUUUCAACCAACAAAUCAGGAACUUCGAGAGCACGCUUGAUCAGAUCAGUAACAAUCUAGGGGCGGUCAACGUGGGACAAUCCAUCGCACGGUGCAUAUUCUUUGUGGGAAUGGGGAGCAAUGACUAUCUUAACAACUAUCUUAUGCCCAAUUACGCCACUCGUAAUCAGUAUAAUGCUCAGCAGUACGCGGAUUUGUUGGUUAACCAGUACACGCAGCAGCUCACUAGGCUGUACAAUCUGGGGGGCAGAAGGUUUGUGAUCGCAGGUUUGGGGCUGAUGGGGUGCAUUCCAAGCAUUUUGGCGCAGAGCGCAGCGGGGAGCUGUUCAGAAGAAGUGAACCAACUUGUUCGACCUUUCAAUGUCAACGUGAAGAGCAUGAUAAGCCAGCUUAAUACCAACCUUCCAGAAGCAAGAUUUACUUACAUUGACAUAGAGCGCAUGUUCCAGGAUAUGCUUGUCAACUCUAGAUUUUAUGGGUUAAGCGUGCUGAACAGGGGAUGCUGUGGAAUUGGUAGGAACAGAGGCCAGAUCACAUGCCUCCCCUUCCAAACGCCCUGCACCAAUCGAGACCAGUACAUCUUUUGGGAUGCAUUUCAUCCCACCGAAGCAGUAAACGUCCUUAUGGCCCGAAAGGCUUUUAAUGGCGACCAAUCCGUUGUUUAUCCUUUCAACAUCCAGCAGCUUGCCACUCUUUGAAGUUUAUUCUUCUGAAUUUACCUGUUUUUCUUUUUAUAACCCUCAACGCCAGUGAUGAUGCAUGCCACAAUUUUCUUCAAGAAAUUGCAUCAUUACUACUUUGUAGUGUCUUUUUAGAGAAUGCAAUGCAGUUUCAGAGUUUAUUUUCUACGUUC
This is a messenger RNA of Cucurbita maxima (winter squash), 1593 nucleotides long. Its product is annotated as GDSL esterase/lipase At1g71691-like. Lineage: Eukaryota; Viridiplantae; Streptophyta; Magnoliopsida; Cucurbitales; Cucurbitaceae. The transcript is spliced from 4 exons. Gene Ontology annotation, molecular function: hydrolase activity, acting on ester bonds. The record is from RefSeq and is a predicted model, not a curated record. Bases 317 to 1438 code for a protein of 373 amino acids.